CCAGAAAGAACUUCCAUCCUUACCAGAGAAGAAAGUCCACACCUCCAAACCUCUUAGUUGCACCUUCCCGCCGCGUGCCGUCGCCAUUCAGGGCCUGGUCCAUGGUCCACCGCCCAGGUCCCGGCCCGGGGUCAACCUGAGGGAAGGAAGCGUGGGAAGACUUGAGAGGGUACCUUCCACCGCACCUCUGAUAAUCGGCUGUGCCCAUGUGCCCAUCCCAUGUCCCUCGCGCUGCUUGCUGCCUUCCAAAAUUUCCCUAUUUUCCCCAAGGUCCUCCCGUACCUGCCGCAGAGUGCUCCUCUUGCCUCCCCUUCCCUUUCCCUCCUGCGCGUGAGUGUGUGUGUUUGUGUGGUUGCGAGCUUCGUCCCGCCUCAAAACACCAUCAUCGCCUUUCCCUUCUUCUCUCGCCUCGACGAGCCCGACCGUGACACGUCGAAUUUCCUUACAAGUCUCGGAUCUUAACUGCAUCCUCCUAAUUGUAUUCCUACCCGAAUAUCGUCAAUCAACCUUUGUUCGCCUUCACUUACUUACUCUCGUUCAGCCUCUUACCUCUCGCAACCCACCAACCUAGUGGUGCAGUUCCCCGAGUACCUAUUUCUGAAUCCCUUGGUCAACCUCCUUCCUGCGACGAAAUCUCGAUCCGAUUUCCAUGUCAAUAAGUUAAUCGCGACCCGAAUUCCCGAGCAUUCGACAGUCUCUCACCUUCCUCGGCCCCCACCUGGAGCUAUUUUCUCAAUUGACACCAGUUGAUCAACCACCUACCCGCCGUUUCGCCUCUUUUUCCCGACGACAACAAAACAACAACAACAACAACAACAACAGCUCAGUGUAAACGAUUCGGCCUCUUUACAAAAUCAAUUGAACGACUGCCCGAAUCCUUUUUGGUUACGACUAUCACUCGUCCAGCAUCUCUCAGAGCCACAAGCACUCUUUACUUUAGUUGUCAAACAUUCACGACGAUCUCCCGUUCGGCCCGCCAAGAAUUUCCUUCGGGACGACGAUCUGUGAAAUUUUUGGAAAGAUAGUCAUGAACGGGAUCCUUCUCUGACCAACGACUUCAAAUCGAGCCUUCCAAGCUGGUGGCCACGAGUUACGGAACGACAAUUUCAACCACCGGUAAAGGAAAGCCUACAGGCAGAGGAAGAGUGAUGGGUCAAAUAGCGAGAGCGGCACUUUCGUCAGUGCUGUCCGCGGCAGUGGUUUCGGCGCAGUCAAGCUGUAUUUCUCUGCAGGGCUCGACGACAUGUUCAGCUUUUCAAUCAGCAUCCGUUUCGACUACAGGCUUUGUGGCGGGGAUUUUCCCCUUCCUUCAAUAUGUGUCCAGCAGAGAAACAUUUGAUCAGCAGAUGUCGUCUUAUCUUGAGACAACAUACGUGCGGGAGAAGUAUCAAACACUACUUGGCUGUAGCAAUGUCAAUCUUACCAACCCGGACGAGCUAUAUGCACGUUUCACGGCUACAGUUGUCUGCAACUCAAUUGUUCAGAAUUCGAUCGACGCAUGCAAUUUGACUGCAUCCAACUCACGACCCGUGUGCGCCGACACUUGUGCCGAAUUCGCACAAAGUGAGGCUCUGCUCACCUCGGACAGCAGUCUCUGCGGCAAUCCGGGCAGCAAUCUCGUCAAUCAAAUUCGAGCAGACUUUACCAACUGCGCUCUGCCUGCCGGCUCUCUGUCAUCUUCCAACUGCAUUCAAGGCAUCGCCAACGAAAAGGAGAACUGUGGAUACGGCAACAGCACCGUGGGAUUGUGCUCCUAUUGCGCAUCUGGUGGUAUUAACUCUACUGACACAUGCUGCUACAACGCGAACAUCGACCAGCGUUGUGCCGGAGUCACGCUACCCUCCAUUUUCCCUACCAUGACCUUCGCACCCCCAACGGCAACGGCGACCCCGACCCCGUCAAAUACGGCAGCUGCAUCCAAAGGGCUAUCAGGUGGUGCCAUUGCUGGUAUCGUUAUCGGCAGCGUGGUAGGCGCCCUGUUGCUUGCCGGUCUCAUCUUCGCAUGUAUCUUGCUCGCCAAAAGAAGAAGACGUGGGAGCCAGAAGGGCAGUGUGUUCAACCAACCGUCGCCCUCUAGGCAAGGACCGUCUACGGUUAAGAUAGCACCGGCCCAGACCACGAGCGGUUACGAAGUCUUGCCCGGCGGCCGAAUCGCCCGAAUGUCAGCUUUGGAGAGCGCAUCAGACCCGGCUCCUGUUCCGCCUAGUCGCAACAGUGGCCCCCUCAUGGCCGCCGCCGCUGGAGGAGCAGCAGGAUAUAUGACGGGCAGGAGGAGAGGUGACGAUCCGUCUUCAUCCGAAUUUGGAGACAGCCCCGAGUCGGAAUCCAGAGCUGGUGUUCUACGGCCCCCUCCCACUAACAUCCGGAGGACGGGAUCUCUGUCUAGUAGCUCAGUCCUGGCGGAUCCGCAAUCGCCAACAAGCGCCGGGAUGUCGUCUCCACAAGGCAUGGCCAGCCAGCAAUCUGAGCAGCUGCCAUUCUUCAAGGAUUACUACUCUCAAGACGACAUCCACCCCGGCGAUAGAGUCGCUACACUCUGGGCCUAUCAACCCCGUGCCCCCGAUGAGUUUACUCUCGAACGCGGCGACAUGCUCAAGAUUGUGGGUAUCUGGGAUGACGGUUGGGCAACGGGUAUUCUGGUGGAUGAGAGGGCCGAUGAAUGGGAAGCUCGACGACAGGCCCAACGAGACAGCGGUGUUUCCAACACUUCUGGCCGGCAUCAAGACAAUUCGCCGCCCGUGAGCGGCGAGAUCAAGGCCUUCCCCCUCGUUUGCGUCUGCUUACCGGAACACUGGAGGAAAACUAUUGAAGGGGAUGUCUCGACAGAAGGUUCCAGCGCUCACCAAGGACACUCAUCUUUUUCAUGAAAACGCAAGACCAACUUACUGAGUUUUGCAUACACCUAAACGAAAAUAGUUGUCUUUUCAGCAUGGGCUACGGCGUUGAGGCAUCGAGCUUGUAUUGACUUCGGCCUCACAGAGAGGUCGAAAUUUCCCUUGGGCGACAUUGACCAGCGACUCUUAAUGAAACGUGCUUAACGUUUCCACCGACCGCAGUUCACUUGACUCCCUUGGCAUUUUGCACAUAGAGACGAAGUAACUACAUUUCUGCGACGACCCGCCUAAUGUCAUCAAUCCUAGACGAACGAACGAAACUUUCUUCUUCAACGCGGCAUCGCUUCGAAUCACGAUGACCACUCGGAAGCCUUCACAGACCAAUUCGAGCACCCCAUGCGAGUGGUUCUGAUGAGACAACGAUACGCGAUCUUAAUUUUAUGACGAACACGCACGCAAUGCGCUCUCCCCUUUCAUUUCGAACAAUCGACUUAUAUACCCAUGGUGCGGUGACGAGGUACUGAUGUUUGUGGAGUAAGAGGUCGGGGAGGGCCUAUGCGACAUACUUAAUGGCGGACUUUUUGGGCAGAAGAGCUGAGCCUGCGGCAGCGGAUAUGUCUGGCUUGUCGUCCUUGGUAUUAUCUGGUCACCACAUCGACUCCCGAUCGACUAGGUGGAGGCGAGGACAACGACAAAGCCUGGGCAGGUGGUCUUGAGGAGGUGAAUCGGAUUUCGUCUUAAUCGUUGGCCGUUGCGGCGCGAAACCUAUCCUGCUACACAUGGCCUGACGAUAUUACUUUGGCUUCCUCCUGUAACCUACUGGAUAGCCGCUCAAUUUACUUAGCUCAAAUUCCAAAGAGAGUUCUCUCAC
Colletotrichum scovillei is the source of this 3705-nucleotide messenger RNA. Its product is annotated as SH3 domain-containing protein. NCBI's taxonomy places the organism in Eukaryota, Fungi, Ascomycota, Sordariomycetes, Glomerellales, Glomerellaceae. Gene Ontology annotation, molecular function: protein binding. The transcript is spliced from 4 exons. The record is from RefSeq and is a predicted model, not a curated record. The coding region runs from base 1149 to 2867 and encodes 572 amino acids.